Messenger RNA from Vespula pensylvanica (western yellowjacket), 1745 nucleotides. It is a transcript of the gene Lipt2, whose product is annotated as putative lipoyltransferase 2, mitochondrial. Gene Ontology annotation, biological process: protein lipoylation. Gene Ontology annotation, molecular function: lipoyl(octanoyl) transferase activity. Bases 1 to 708 code for a protein of 235 amino acids. Gene Ontology annotation, cellular component: mitochondrion. Lineage: Eukaryota; Metazoa; Arthropoda; Insecta; Hymenoptera; Vespidae. The transcript has a single exon. The record is from RefSeq and is a predicted model, not a curated record.
AUGCAAACUAAUAUCGUUAAAGUAUUACGAACAGGAAGACUGAAAUAUGGUCCUAGUGUAAAACUUCAAAAAAUACUUUCUGAUUUACAUUUUAAGCAACUAAAUAAUGAAACUUGUAAUACGUUAUUGCUUGUUGAGCAUGAUCCCGUGUAUACUGUAGGAAUUCGGAAUAAAAACUAUACAGAAGAAGAUGAAAAAAAGUUAAAAAAUCUUGGUGCAGAAUUUUUUAAAACAGACAGAGGUGGUCUUAUAACGUUUCAUGGACCAGGACAAUUAGUAGCAUAUCCUAUUUUAAAUUUAAAACAAUUUAAACCUAGCAUUAAGUGGUAUGUUUGUCAGAUAGAACAAAUGAUUAUACGCCUAUGUGCUGAAUUUAAUAUAUUAGGAAAAACUUCGCCAGACACCGGAGUUUGGGUUAAUGAAAAGAAAAUUUGCGCGAUUGGUAUUCAUGGUAGUCGCUACAUUACUACACAUGGGUUAGCUUUGAAUUGUAAUACAGAUUUAACUUGGUUUGAUCACAUUGUUCCAUGUGGCAUCGAAGGCAAAGGAGUUACUAGCAUUAGUAAAGAACUUAAUAGAAAUAUAACAAUCGAAGAUGUAUUACCUACAUUUCAAAAUGUAUUUCAAGAAAUGUUUCAAUGUUCUUUAGUUCAAUAUCCACCUAAUGAAGCGUCAGAAUUACUUCGAAGUAUAAAAAAUUGUAUAUAAUCUAUAAAAAACACGUCAAAAAUUGUUCUUAUAUUAUGCUUAAUUGAUCAAGUGUAAAUAACAAAUUGUAUUUAGAUUUCUUUUUAUCUUAAAAACACAAUAUAUUUACAAUAUUUAAUAAAUUACAUUUUUUUAUGAAAUUUACAAGAAAUUUUCAUUUAAAAGUAAAUAUCUUAUAGAUCACGAUAUAUUAUAAACAAAUUUAAUCACCCAUUAAAUAUGUAUUACUAUAUUGAAGUCAUGAUGACCUAAUAAAAAUGGAUGUUGAAAUAAUAAAUAUUUCAAGAUCAUACAUUACAAUGUAUGUUAAUCAUAAAAUAUUAAUCAUAAAAUGUUAAUCAUAAAAUUGAUUCAAAUAUUAUAAAAUCAUAAUAUUAACAAAUCUUAUACAAUAGAUCCAGCUCUGCACAAUAAGAAUAUUCUUCAAAAUUUUUUGUAAAUUUCUAAAUAUAACAAAUAUUUUAAUUAAAUUAAUUAGUAACACAAGAUAUGUUCAAUUGGUAAAAUAUUUGACUAGAUCAUUCAAGCCUCAUUAUAUCAUGUAUGUGCAAAAUAUCGAUGCAAGAAAAAACAUUUAUAAUUUUAAGCAAAAAUCAGUAAAUUGUGCAAGAACAAACAUAUUGUAUUAUUCUGUUAAAACAUGAAGAUACCUUUGAUGAUAUAACUCUCCUGUCAAUGCACCUAUUACAACUACAGCAUUAUGCAGUGAAUUAGCAGAAUCUCUAAUUAAUCUGAUCGAUCUUUCUAUGUCACCUUUAAGUUCUACAUAUUGCUUGUUAAGUAAAAGACUUUCUAGAUUCUGCAUAGCUUUUAUGGCCUCUACACUAGGUCGAAUUUCUGCAGUAUCUGGGUCAGGUGACCUCGACGGUGCAACGCCAGGGGAAUGAGAAGUAAAUCUUACUAUUUGAUGUUCACAUUUCGAUUCUGGAAGCUGUGCUAAACAAUAUACACCAAUUGCGCGACUUAAAAACUUACACCUGUAUAACAUAAAAUGUAAAUUAAUAUAUUAAUGUGAACUAAAUAUUUUUUUAUAAAAA